Molecule: messenger RNA, 1044 nt
Organism: Selaginella moellendorffii
Lineage: Eukaryota; Viridiplantae; Streptophyta; Lycopodiopsida; Selaginellales; Selaginellaceae
Product: probable pyridoxal 5'-phosphate synthase subunit PDX2
Exons: 7
Coding region: 37-804 (255 amino acids)
Biological process (GO): pyridoxal 5'-phosphate biosynthetic process; pyridoxine metabolic process
Cellular component (GO): glutaminase complex; cytosol
Molecular function (GO): glutaminase activity
Source: RefSeq, a predicted model, not a curated record
UUUACAUUUAGGAAUUUGUUUAGGUCACCGUGACCUAUGGCUAUUGGCGUGCUCGCUCUCCAGGGCUCCUUCCACGAACACGUUCUAGCGCUGCGGAGAUUGGGCGUGCAUGCGAUCGAAGUGAGAAAGGCGGAUCAGCUGGACGGGCUCGCGGGGCUGAUAAUUCCCGGCGGCGAGAGCACCACAAUGGCCAAGCUCGCCAAUCAAUACAAUCUCUUUCCAGCGCUUAAGGAUUUCUCGACGUCUGGAAAGCCGAUGUGGGGGACUUGCGCUGGACUUAUUUUUCUAGCAGACCGAGCUACCGGGCUAAAGGAUGGAGGACAAGAGCUUCUGGGCGGAUUAGACUGUACAGUUCAUAGGAAUUUCUUUGGAAGCCAGGUGAAUAGUUUUGAGACGGAGCUCGCUGUUCCGGCUCUGGCGGCGAGCGAAGGCGGUCCUCCAAGGUGCCGUGCAGUUUUUAUUCGUGCUCCUGCCAUCGUUGAGUUUGGAUCUUCCGUAGAACAGAUAGCGGACUGUGAAGUGCCGUCUUUCAGCGCUCCACCUUCGCUCGAGGGAGAAAUGUUUACGAGAAGAAGGGUCGCGGUCGCGGUGAGACAAGGAAACUUUUUAGGCACUGCGUUUCAUCCGGAGCUAACAUCGGAUACUCGAUGGCAUAGCUACUUCGUGAAGAUGGUUCAAGCAUUUGAAGAAGUUGCAGCCAGUUCAGCGCUAGUCCCGCAGAAGUUUUGCUGCCGGAACGAUUCGUUCGAGGAGAUGAAGGAUCUCCCCAUCUUUGAAGGCUUGGUGCAAGAAAAAAUUCUCUAGUAAGUCCAGGCAAUACAUUCUUUCGGAAACUCGAUGCAUGAGUUUCCAAAGUUUCCAUGAGCUUCUUCUUCUCGGCAUCAAGUACGUGGAACUUCGGGUGGAAGUGGCGAGCCGCUCGUGGUGGUGCUCGCAUAAGGUGGCUGUCUCUCUGUCCCUAAAGCAGCAGCACGAUCCAGCCAAAGACGAAGAUAGCUUGCAAAUCUCAAAGGAAUCUUUAGAAAAAAGCCGAUAUUUCGAGAC